GCUCCAUAACAAAACUAAUCUCUACCUAGGUGUUACAUGUACGCUAGCACUACGUGGCAGCACCAAACAGGUGGUGGUUUCAGAAACUGGAAGCUGCUGGGAAUGCUACACGUCACUCAAAAAAUCGUAAAGACCGUCGUGUCGUAAAAUGCAUCUUCGUGCCGCAAAGCAAGCUGUUUUUCCAACAUUUUUCCCCCACUUCUCGCCCAGGUUGUUUCCAUCCCGGCGACAUGGCCUCAGCUCCGGCACAGCAGCCCACCCUGACUGUUGAGCAGGCCAGAGUGGUGCUUGGUGAGGUUAUCCAGGCCUUCUCGGUACCAGAAAAUGCAGCACGGAUGGAGGAGGCACGGGAGAGUGCCUGCAAUGACAUGGGCAAGAUGCUGCAGCUUGUGCUCCCUGUGGCCACUCAGAUUCAACAAGAGGUUAUCAAGGCAUAUGGCUUCAACAAUGAGGGAGAAGGUGUCCUAAAAUUUGCCAGAUUAGUGAAGAUGUAUGAGACUCAGGACCCGGAGAUUGCAGCCAUGUCAGCCAAACUCAAGUCUCUACUCUUGCCACCACUAUCAACACCACCUAUAGGAGGAGCCAUACCAACAUCUUAGGAGAUAUUUACAUUCAUUUUUAUUGUCUGCAAGGUCACUUUCAUCUAUUGCUUUUGACCAACAUGUAAUCCUGUCUUUUUUCAUGAAUCAUUAUGGAAAAGUAACAUUUUAAACUGCGUGCUGCGUUAAUUGUAAAGCAGUGAAGAUGAAAUUCAUACUUGGGUCCUAUUUUUGGUUUUGUUAAAUGUAUCCUUGAGGACACUAUUACUGUAAAUUAUUGGUUUUUAAUGUUUUAGUAUUUAUUUGUUACAUAUUAUUUCUUGCCAUUGUCUCAUGUCAUUGAACCUUAAAUAUUUUCUUUUGAUGCCUUCUUUUGUACCAUUUUUAUAUUCUGUCAAAUACUGACACGUGACACUAAGUUGUACAUUAAAAUUAUUUGAGAAAUAGUUUUCUUUGA
Myripristis murdjan (pinecone soldierfish) is the source of this 996-nucleotide messenger RNA. It is a transcript of the gene grcc10, whose product is annotated as gene rich cluster, C10 gene. Lineage: Eukaryota; Metazoa; Chordata; Actinopteri; Holocentriformes; Holocentridae. The transcript is spliced from 5 exons. The coding region runs from base 231 to 599 and encodes 122 amino acids. The record is from RefSeq and is a predicted model, not a curated record. Gene Ontology annotation, biological process: post-embryonic development.